CUCGCCGUUUCCCAUCCUUCGCUAGAGAGAGAGAGACAAGAGGAGAUUGCUUUCUGGAGAGCUCGCGAUGGCAGCUUCGAGCGGCAUGGAGUACUUCGAGAUCGACGUGGAGGCGUCCACGGAGCACUUCUCGAGGCCGUCCAACGCGGACGUCGUGGAGGAGGACGAGGUGGAGCUCGUAUGGGCUGCUGUCGAAAGGUUACCCUCCAUGAAGCGCCGCGACUUCGCCAUCGUCCGCCGCGACUCCGUCUCCUCCCCUCGCGGUCGCCGAGGCGGAGCCGUGGACUCUGCUCCCUUCGAGGUCGUUGACGUUCGGAAGCUCGACCGCCGCGGCCGCGAGCGCGUGCUGCAGAAAGCCCUCGCCACCAACGAUCAGGACAAUUAUAACCUCUUGGCUGGCAUCAAAGCCCGCUUUGAUCGCUUCAAACUUAACAGGGUAGGAUUGAAGGUUCCAAAAGUGGAAGUGAGGUUCCAGGGCCUGAAUGUGUCGGCAAAAGUUCACACUGGUGGAAGAGCAUUGCCUACUCUCCCCAACUAUGUCCUCAACGCUGUUGAGAUAUUUCUCACAUCCUUGGGGAUACUCCAACCAAAUAAACAUACCCUCACCAUCUUGGAUAAUGUUAGCGGCAUUGUGAAGCCAGGAAGAAUUACUCUGCUGUUGGGACCUCCUGGUUCUGGGAAAUCCACAUUACUCUUAGCACUUGCUGGUAAACUGGAUUCCAAGUUAAAGAGAAGUGGAAAUGUGACAUACAAUGGCUGUGCACUUGACAAAUUCUUUGUACAAAGAACAUCUGCAUAUAUCAGCCAGAUGGAUAAUCACAUCGGGGAGUUGACUGUUCGAGAGACUUUAGAUUUUGCUGCAAGAUGCCAGGGUGCCAGCAACAAUUGGGCAGAGUAUUUGAAAGAUCUGGUCAGGCUUGAGAAGGAAAAGAACAUCCAUCCAAGUCCAGAAAUUGAUGCAUUUAUGAAGGUUGCUUCCAUUGGAGGUGAAAAGCACAACCUGGCAACAGAUUAUGUUUUAAAAGUACUUGGUCUUGACAUGUGUGCUGAUACACUGGUUGGUAGUGAUAUGGUCAGGGGUGUCUCAGGUGGUCAGAAAAAACGAGUAACAACAGGAGAAAUGAUAGUUGGACCAAGAAAAACCCUUUUCAUGGAUGAAAUAUCUACAGGACUUGACAGCUCUACUACGUAUCAAAUUGUGAAGUGCAUGAGGAACUUUGUUCAUCAAAUGGAGGCAACCGUGCUGAUGUCUCUUCUGCAGCCUGCACCAGAGACAUUUGAUCUUUUUGAUGACCUUAUACUAUUAUCUGAAGGACAUAUUGUCUACCAAGGUCCCAGGAAACAUGUCCUUGAGUUCUUUGAAUCAAUGGGCUUUUCCUUACCGCCUCGCAAAGGAGUAGCAGACUUUCUUCAAGAGGUUACCUCUAGAAAGGAUCAAGCCCAGUAUUGGUCUGAUCGUUCAAAGCCCUAUUCAUUUCUUCCUGUUUCAAAAAUUGCUGAGGCAUUCAGGCAGUCUGAAUAUGGAAAAUUUGUAGAAUCCAGUCUCUCUUUUCCUAAUGAUGAAACAAAAUUUCUCCCAUCUGCUCUUGCCAGCACGAAGUUUGCGAUAUCAAAAAGAGACCUUCUAGGAGCAUGCUUCUCUCGGGAACUGCUUCUUAUCUCUCGACAUCGUUUCCUGUACAUUUUUAGAACAUGUCAAGUUGCAUUUGUGGGAGUCAUCACAUGCACAAUGUUUCUCCGCACAAGGAUACAUCCUGUUGAUGAGAUAAAUGGAAAUUUGUAUCUUUCCUGUUUGUUUUUUGGAUUGGUGCACAUGAUGUUCAAUGGAUUUUCUGAGCUUCCAAUCACUAUAGCCCGACUGCCAGUUUUCUAUAAGCAAAGAGACAAUUUCUUUCAUCCCGCUUGGGCUUUUUCAAUUCCUAGUUGGUUAUUACGUAUUCCUUACUCCAUUGUCGAAGCUGUUGUGUGGUCUUGUGUAGUCUACUACACAGUAGGGUUUGCGCCAAGUGUUGGGAGGUAUUCUUAUGUUCUUUUGUCUUUUUGUUCAUGUCUUUCCAUUAAUUUUGUUAGGUAAUUUUGUCAUAGUUUGUAUUUAACAAUAUAUUUUACCUUCAGGUUUUUCCGCUUCAUGUUUUUACUUUUUUCCAUACACCAAAUGGCACUGGGUCUUUUCCGGAUGAUGGCAUCUGUUGCACGUGAUGUGAUUAUUGCCAAUACAUUUGGAUCCUUUGCAAUAUUAGCUAUAUUUUUGCUGGGGGGAUUUAUCGUUCCAAAAGAUGCAAUCAAACCAUGGUGGAUUUGGGCUUUCUGGAUUUCUCCAUUAACGUACGGACAACGUGCAAUUUCAGUUAAUGAGUUCACUGCCUCUAGAUGGAAAGAGAGAUCUACUUAUGGAAUUGAUACAGUUGGGAACAAUGUUCUCCAUUUACAUGGUCUGCCCACCCAGAAGUACUGGUAUUGGCUUGGUGUUGGUGUUUUAUUAGCAUAUUCUAUUCUUUUCAACAUUUUGUGCACCCUUGCCUUUGCAUACCUUAACCCACUGGGAAGGGCACAGGUAGUGAUCCCAUCUGAUUCUGUAGAAAAGAAGGAUGAGGUUGAUUUAGGCACUAACUCUGAAAUGAGAUCUAAAGUACGAAGUAACAUGUCUGAGUCAUCUCAAACAACAACUUUGGAGGGAAGUACCCUGAAGAGAGGAAUGAUUCUUCCCUUCCAACCAUUAUCCAUGACAUUUCAUAAUGUCAAUUACUUUGUUGAUAUGCCGAAGGAAAUGAGAUUGAAGGGAGUUCCAGAAACACAGUUGCAGCUACUGUCCAAUGUGAGCGGAGUGUUUAGACCACACAUCUUGACAGCAUUGGUUGGUUCAAGUGGAGCUGGGAAGACAACACUUAUGGAUGUGCUUGCUGGGAGGAAGACUGGUGGAUAUAUAGAGGGUGAUAUAAGAAUAUCUGGGUAUGUAAAAGAACAAAGCACCUUUGCUAGAAUAUCAGGAUAUGUUGAACAAAAUGACAUACAUUCACCUCAAGUAACAGUGGAAGAAUCUCUCUGGUUUUCAUCAAGUCUUCGCCUUCCCAAAGAAAUCACCAAGGAGAAUAGACUUGCAUUUGUUGAGGAAGUGAUGGCUUUAGUAGAGCUUGAUGAUUUGCGACAUGCAUUGGUAGGCUUGCCUGGAAGUACUGGCUUAUCUACAGAACAAAGAAAACGUCUUACCAUUGCUGUGGAGCUAGUCGCAAAUCCUUCUAUUAUUUUUAUGGAUGAACCCACGUCUGGAUUAGAUGCACGUGCUGCAGCCAUUGUGAUGCGUACUGUUCGCAACACGGUUGAUACAGGAAGAACUGUUGUUUGCACUAUACACCAACCUAGCAUUGAUAUAUUUGAAGCAUUUGAUGAGCUUCUUCUUAUGAAACGUGGAGGCCGUGUCAUAUACGGAGGCUUGCUAGGUGUGAACUCACAAAGGAUGAUUGAUUACUUCCAGGAGAUUCCUGGAGUUCCUCCUAUCCCAAAUGGUUAUAAUCCAGCAACUUGGAUGGUGGAAAUUAGUACACAAGCAUGUGAAGAAAGGCUUGGUCUAGACUUUGCUGCCGUAUACAGAAACUCGAAUCAAUUCAGGGAAGUUGAAGAUUUGAUUCAUCAAUUAAGCACUCCAAUUGCUGGAACAGAGCCGCUGAAAUUCUCCUCAGAAUUUUCACAAGGCACUAUGACCCAAUUCAAAAUCUGCUAUCUGAAGCAAAAUCUUGUAUAUUGGAGAAGUCCACAAUAUAAUGCCGUGCGCUUAUUCUUCACCACGAUUUCUUCUUUGAUAUUUGGAACUGUGUUUUGGAAUGUUGGUUCAAAAAGGGAAACACCACUGGACUUGCAACUUGUAAUGGGGGCUCUUUACGCUGCUUGUCUGUUUCUUGGAGUAAAUAAUGCAUCAUCAGUGCAGCCCGUGAUUUCUAUUGAGAGGGCUGUUUUCUACAGAGAAAGAGCAUCUAGAAUGUACUCAUCAUUUCCUUAUGCAGCAGCACAGGGUAUUGUAGAGAUCCCAUACAUUUUUGCGCAAACUGUUAUAUUUGGUUGCAUCACCUAUUUCAUGAUCAAUUACGAAAGAUCAUUAGGGAAAUUCUUAUUAUACCUCUUAUUCAGUUUCCUCACCUUCACCUACUUCACAUUCUAUGGAAUGAUGGCAGUUGGUUUGACACCUUCUCAGCAGCUAGCAGCAGUUGUUUCAUCAGCGUUUUACUCUCUGUGGAAUCUUCUCUCAGGUUUUCUGGUCCCAAAACCUAAUAUCCCUGGUUGGUGGAUUUGGUUUUAUUAUAUAUGCCCUGUUGCAUGGACUCUGCGAGGCAUCAUUACAUCACAGUUAGGUGAUGUUGAAACCAGAUUAGUUGGGGCUGGUUUUGAUGGCACAAUAAAACAGUAUCUUGAGGAGUACCUGGGCUUUGAAUCUGGAAUGACAGGUGUUACUGUUUUGGUUCUUAUUGGCUUCUCCGUGCUCUUCUUCAGUGUUUACGCGAGGUCCAUCAAAGUCCUUAACUUUCAGAGACGGUGACUGCAUUAACGAGCAGCCAGAGAUACUCUCUCCAUCUCUCUCUCUCUCUCUCUCUCUCACCGGACAAUUUUGCAAUGGAUUUUUUUUCACCCCACUACUAUGCAUGAAGCCGGCAGCACUGG
Messenger RNA from Elaeis guineensis (African oil palm), 4650 nucleotides. The record is from RefSeq and is a predicted model, not a curated record. Lineage: Eukaryota; Viridiplantae; Streptophyta; Magnoliopsida; Arecales; Arecaceae.